CACACAGCUAAUGCCAAAGCCGGCAGAGCUGAUCCUCCCCAAUUGCCGGCUCUCUCUCUCUCCGUCCCUGUCUCUGCCAUUUCUGAUCUUCUAUGGAGCUCCAUUGACGAAGCUGUUGAACGAGCAAAAAGCAUUUUCGUGUGUUUGGUCAUAUGGUUUAUGAUCGGAUACGUCGUUAUACAUCACUGAAUCGGUGAUAUUUACGUUUGAUCAUGAGAACUGGAAGCUACACGAGCUAAGUGCUCUGUUGCAGUUGCAACAUCCUUGUUUUCGACCGUCUUUGCUAGAGUUAAUGGCCGGAAAUUAUCAUUUUUUGAUGGACCAAAAGGAUAUAGUCCUGCUAUUGGUCACAACUGUCGAUAGUUUCACCCAAGAGAGACUGAUCAACAGAGACCAACGGGCCCAGCACAAGGAGCAAUGUGCCGAGAGAUUGGCAGCUGAAGGUGAGAAUGGUGACGGCGGCACGGAGGUCCGGUACUCCGAUCAGGCAGUCCUAGCAAACUUGGACUGGGGCAUCGAUGCCCUAGAAGAAGCCAUCAAUACGUCGAACACCGAGACGAAGCUUGCUCGGUUGGAUUACGCAGAGAAAAUGCUCCAAGUCUGUGCUAUGUUAAACUCCGAGCAGAAAACUGCGGGGGUGCCGAACUUCUACCUUUCGGCGUGGGCCAACCUCAACCUCUCGUACCUCUGGAAGCUCCGUGAAGAUGUCGAGAACUCGGUCCUCCAUGUUCUGGAGAUGUUCAUCGUGGACCCAUUCUUCUCAAGGAUCGACUUUGCUCCCGAGCUUUGGAGAGACCUGUUUCUCCCCCAGAUGAGCUCCAUUGUCGGGUGGUACUCCGAGGCGAGGCACAGGCUCGUGAUGGAGGCGAUUCCUGACUCAUCUGAUCUUUCCUUCACUGCUGACUUGGACCAGCUUCUUAAUGAAUCAGUCAUCUUCUCCGUGAGGCCGGAUCAGAUCGAGAAGUUGCACAAGCUCGAGGGUAUUUAUAGGCAAUCCUUGGACGAGAAUACGCGACUCUUUGCUAAAUUCUAUAAGGAUUGUAUGAAGUCCGAUUCGACUGGUGCCUGCAAGAAGGUGGUACCAAUGAUGCCGAUCGCAGAGCCCCCAAGGACUCCAUUGCACGAGGUGAGCCGUUCGAUUCCUGAUUAUGUGAAGUUUGGCCCCAUACUGCCCAAGAGUGCGGGAUUCUCGGUUAUUGCAUCGAAAGACAGUGCCAGACAAGAUAGCAGAUUAACAAGGGUAACCUCCAAUACCUCCCAGGACUUGGAAGAACCCAUCGUGCAGGAACCUCAUAAUGGAUCAGAUGUGGAGAAGGAAAAUGAUUCCGAUGACGGAGAGGAAAUAAUGGGAACGCAAGUCCAGCCUUCCAUGGAAAAAGUUAGAGUGGAGACUCCUAAAGUCCUCUCAUCUUCAUCUUCCCCUAAAAGUAAAACAUCUUCUCCCAAGGUUUCGUCUCCAAAACCGGGUAAAAGAGAAUCAAUGCCCUUGGUAAGGUUAUUGUCAGGCCGGCUCCGUGACAACUCCGCAUCCAAUUCUUUGCCCACAUCGCCGCAUACAUUCAGCGACUACAGGAACUCUGCAGAUUCAGACGGUGAAGCAAUAAGUUUGCGGAGAACCCGAAGGGCUAACAGUAGUCAGUCUUGGAGAAUGAGUUAUGAGCGUGCAAAUACCUGGGCCUCCCAGAACAGUUCCUUCAGUGAAAAUGACGAAGAAGAUAGCAGCUGCAUUUCGUUUCCUGAAUCGGAGAAGCUUACGUCUGGCUCAAAGCCUCCAAAGGAUUUUGUCUGUCCGAUCACAGGACAGAUCUUCAGUGACCCAGUCACCCUCGAAACAGGUCAGACAUAUGAAAGAAAGGCAAUUCAAGAAUGGUUGGAGCGAGGAAACACGAGCUGUCCCAUCACUCGGCAAGCUCUCUCUGCUAGCACAUUACCGAAGAUGAACUACGUUCUUAAGAGACUCAUUACGUCUUGGUCAGAGCAGCAUCCUGAUCUUGCUCGAGAGUUCUCAUACUGUGAGACACCAAGAAGUUCCUUCACUCCUCCUUCAUCGAAAGAAAACACUAUAACUUCAAAUGUGUCAUCUUCACUCCUCCUUCAUCAAAAGAAACUACCUAAUCAUAGGACCUCAAGGUUCGCUGCGGGAGCUGCCUCUACCUCCCCAACGAGUGUGAUCUCUCAAGCUACAGUGGAAGCAAUCAUCAACGGUCUAAAACCGUACAUAUCUUGUCUCUGUACCUCAGAAAACCUGCAAGAGUGUGAGGAAGCUGUUUUGGCGAUCGCAAAGACAUGGAAGGAUACGAAAGGGGACCCUGCACUUCAUUCCCACCUGUGCAGAGCCACCGUUGUCAAUGGAUUAGUGGAGAUCCUAUCAGCUUCUCUAGAUCGAGAUGUGCUCAGGGCAUCGAUCUAUCUACUCUCGGAGCUAAUAUCAGUGGACGAGAGCAUUGGAGAGACUCUCACUAGUGUGGACUCCGAUUUCGAUUGCUUGGCUGCUCUGUUGAAGAAUGGCCUCUUCGAGGCUAUUGUUCUCAUAAAUCAGCUGAGGCCUUCAUUCACUCAACUUUCUGCUAACGAUUUUGUUCCCUCCCUUGUUCAGUCGAUACUGAACAAUUAUGAAUGCUCCGAUGAUUUUAAGUUAUUGGUGGAACCAAAGGAUGCUGCCUUGGCAAUGCUCGAGCAGAUACUAAUGGGAGGCGAUGAGGGUGAAAGGACCGUAAAUACACUGAAUCUUAUAUCUGCAGAUGCAAUUUCAGGUUUGAUUAAGUGUAUGGAUAAAGUAGAACAGAGGCAGUCGGUUAUCUCGAUCCUUCUGUGCUGCAUUCAGGCGGAUAAAAGCUGCAGGAACUUGAUAGCAACAAGAAUUGAGGUUUCUUCUGUUCUUGAAUUGUUUCACGUGGGAGACGACACUGCGAGGGGCAUCUGCAUCAAUUUCCUUUCGGAGCUAGUUCAUUUGGACAGGAGGACAGUUUGCAACCAAAUUUUGCAGAUAAUUAAAGACGAAGGAGCAUUCAGCACGAUGCACACCCUCCUUGUGUACCUUCAGAUGGCCCCAAUGGAGCAGCAACCCACCAUUGCAGCUCUUCUUCUUCAGCUUGAUUUACUGGUGGAGCCGAGGAAGAUGAGCAUUUACCGAGAAGAAGCCGUAGAUGCCUUGAUCGAGGCAUUGCAGAAGAAGGACUUUCCUAAUUCUCAAAUCAUGGCCAUCAAGGCGUUAUUACAUCUUUCAGGUCGAUUGACUGCAUCAGGAAAUCAUUGUACUGAAGCUUGGCUACUCAAGGUUGCAGGGUUCGAACAACCUUACAACGCCUUAGUAAGAGCCGAGAAGUGGAUCGAGCAUGAAAACAAAUCAGCGGAAAAACUGGAAGAAGAGGAGAAGGCUUCUGCUACUUGGGAGAGACGAGUUGCAUUCGUACUCUGCAACCAUGAGAAGGGCUCCAUCUUCAAGGCCCUCGAGGAAUGCCUCAAGAGCAACUCCAUAGAGAUUGCAAAGUCUUGUCUCGUUGUAGGCACAUGGCUUAUUUACAUGCUUUCCCUUCUUCCCGAUACUGGCGUGAGAGACGUUGCUCGGAAGUCUCUGCUUGAUGAGUUCAUAAACAUCCUUCAGUCCUCGAAAAACCUCGAGGAGAAGAUUUUGGCUUCAUUGGCUUUGAAAACAUUCAUCAGUGAUCCAGCCGCGCUUGAGGGACUUGGAUUUUACGCGAAACGCAUAUACAGGAACUUGAGGAAGCUGAAGAGGCACUCUGUGCUUGUGACCGACAUACUAAAGGCAUUGAUGCGCUCGACUUCUAUAAAUGCAGCGGAGCUAUGGAGUUACAAUGAAGUGGUCGAGUUGGAGUCAGGCACCAAUGGUGAAGUCCUCGCCUUGGUUCAUUUUAAAACUCGGCUCUUGAGCAGCCAUUCUGAUGGAACCAUCAAGAUGUGGGACACCUCGAAGAGGAGCUUGAGAUUGAUCCAAGAAGUUCGCGAACACGCCAAGGCAGUCACUUGCCUCUGCCUACCAUCAUUGGGUGACAGAUUAUUUUACAGUGGUUCAUUAGACAAAACUAUUCGGGUAUGGGCGCUCAAACCCGAAGAAAUUCAUUGCGUCCAAGUCCACGAUGUGAAGGAGCCAGUGCACGGGUUAACAGCCAAUAGUAAUGUUGCCUGCUUUAUUUCUCAAGGAACUGGGAUUAAGGUCUACAACUGGUCCGGGAGUCCCAAGCAUGUGAAUUUUAACAAAACCGCUAAGUGCCUAGCCAUGUUCGGGGACAAGCUGUACUGCGGCUGCUCCGGUUACAGUGUACAGGAGGUGGACUUGGGAAAAUUGGUAUCAUCUCCGUUUUACUCCGGCACGAGAAAGCUGUUGGGCAAGCAGACAAUCCAUGCAUUACAUGUUAACGAUAAUUUUCUCUUCUGUGGUGGCUCUUCAGUGGAUGGAACAGCGGGGAAGGUUUUCUCUUUCCCGAGCAAGGCAGUCGUAGGGGCUUUCUCGACAGGAUUUGAGAUCCAGCACAUAGCUGCAAGCAACGACUUCAUAUUCACGGCAACAAAGUGUGGGAUCAUCGAGGUGUGGCUGAGGGAGAGAAUUAGCAGACUCGCCUCCAUUAAGAUGGCAUGUGGAGGUCAUCACAAGAUCACAUCCUUGGCAUCGGACAUUGACGGAGGGAUGCUCUUUGCCGGUUCCUCGGAUGGUAGAAUACAGGCUUGGGCUUUGGAUUAGGCAUAAGCAAGCUUGUUUCAGGAUCCUGGAGAAUCGACGCCGAGGAAACAUAACAUCUAAGUCACUGCAUGCAGUGCAGUUUUUUCAGAUCUCUAUAACUCUGAGACUCGAGUGGCAGCAUUGUUACAAUUCUUGAGCUUUUGCAUUGUCCGUAAAGUAUGUGGGUUUCGGGUAUCAGCAA
Punica granatum (pomegranate) is the source of this 4880-nucleotide messenger RNA. Lineage: Eukaryota; Viridiplantae; Streptophyta; Magnoliopsida; Myrtales; Lythraceae. The record is from RefSeq and is a predicted model, not a curated record.